AUGGGACAUAAGGAGCAUGGAGGGACUUGGCACAUGGAAGCAGCUCAACUGGAUACGCAAAGGAAGAAGGGAGAAGCCAUCUUGAAGACCAGCUCGACCGUCUACUCGACCAACCGGUCGAGUUCCUCAACUCGACCGGCCAAGCUUCAACUCGAUCGAGCUGAGAACCAGACCUCUGCUCCACCACCACCACUGCGUGGCUCUGCUCCACAACCAACACCACGUGGCUCUGCUCCACAGCCACAACCGCGUGGCUUUACUCCACAGCCAUCAGCGAGUGGCACUGCUCCACAGCCACAACCAUUCCGUCCCCAGCCUCUUCGUCCACAGCCAUAUGUUCCACCAACGUUUUCUCCACCGGCGUAUGCUCAAUCGCCGGUUCAUAUGGAGACGGACGAUGAACCACCGGAGAACUAUCCACUCCCGGAGGAGCCUCAAGCACCACAACAAGAUCCGCCUAUAAGUAUUUACGACUUGCUGCGAACUCCAGGUCGUGGAGCUUAUUUACCAAUCUUGGACCCAUGUCACACCGAAAACACAACAUGGUUUGAUCGAGAUGAUGGGAAACUGGUUUGCAAAAUCUCGAAGAUUUUGAAAAGCAAGUUUGAUGGUGCUUACUAUUGCUGGACAAAAACGCCUAAACAUGUCCAAGAGAGAUGUUUCAUAGCCUUUGCGCAAGCGCACCAUUGGGACCCCUUGAUCAAUUCACUUGUGGAAGAUGAAUUCAAGGCCAUUGCUUUACUACGCAUGAAAGAUAUGGUAUGCAAAGUGAAGAAAAAAGGCGCUCGACCAAAUUGGAUCGGGGAAACAUUGUGGAGAACAAUGUGCUCUUACUGGGCCACGGAGGAGGCCAAAGAGAGGAGUUGUACUGCAUCAAAUGCAGUAAACUUUCCGAAAGAUGGACUGGGAAGGCGCAUACAUCGGUCAGGACAAAAGUCCUAUUCGCGGAUCCAAAGAGAUAUGGAAACGGAGCUUGGAAGACCUGUGUCAAUUGGAGAAGUGUUCAUAAGGACACAUACACGGCCUGAUGGGAGUUUUGUUGAUCCAAAGUCUCAGAAUAUUGCUGAAGCGUAUGAAAAAAACUUAGAGGAUUCGAUGUCUCAGCUCAUGGAUGACACGUCUGAUUGUUCUUCUGAGCUUACCACAGCUGCAAAAGAUGAUGUCUUCCUCAAGACUACGGAUAUUGAUGAUAGGGGCAAUGAAUUCGGUCUUGGUAGUCUCCGGCGUCAGUAUGGAAAGGGGAAGAGGAAGGGAGAACCAGGGACCUCAGCCGUUUCUGUAUUUUCCGGAUUGCAAGAACAUUUGCAAGCUGCUCAACGCAAAAUUGAAGUCCAGGCAGCGGCUAUUGCUGCACGGGAAGUUGAAUCAGCUGAGCAACUUAACCGCAUCGGCAACUUAGAGAUGGUCUUGAGCUAUCUCAAGUCCACCGAUCCUAAAUUUACGGAUUAUGUGACACAGCAAUCUACACCAGCGGCAACUCAUUCACCGGGAGGAACUCCGACACCGGAAGUAACUCCGACACCAGAAGGUAUGGUUUCAGGCGGUGAACCCAUCUGA
Molecule: messenger RNA, 1557 nt
Organism: Microthlaspi erraticum
Lineage: Eukaryota; Viridiplantae; Streptophyta; Magnoliopsida; Brassicales; Brassicaceae
Source: the annotation of a GenBank genome assembly